AUGGCCGUCAUUCUUGGUUACGGUGGCGUCUUUGACCGCAGCCCCUACCGGGACCAAGCGAUCUCCAAUGCGAAGCAGAAGCAGGUCGACCUGCAUUUCCACCAGAUCUUCCUCCGCGCUAUUGGCUGCAACUGGCUGGUGGUUGGCAUGUGGUGGCCGGUUUUCGCCUUCGUCGCUCUGGGGCUGGAGCACGUCGUGGCAAACAUGUUCUUCAUCCCCAUCGGUUUGUUUCUGGGGGCGCCGGAACUAACCGUGGGUCUGUACAUCUGGAAAGGAAUCAUACCAACCGCCCUCGGCAACAUUCUGGGAGGUGCAGGCUUCUGCGGUGGCUUCUACUACUGGCUCUACAUCUUCGAUGAGCCGAAUAUUUGCGUUGACGGCACUUAUCAUCAGCGGUUAGAAGAAGGCACCCUGUUUGAGUCGCGGAGCCCGACAGUUGCCGCCAAAGCCGUUGGAGACAGGGACAAUAGCUCCUCCGGGGACUUGGCAGGGGCCAACGGCGGCACCAAGCCCGAAUAG
Molecule: messenger RNA, 519 nt
Organism: Chaetomium globosum CBS 148.51
Lineage: Eukaryota; Fungi; Ascomycota; Sordariomycetes; Sordariales; Chaetomiaceae
Exons: 4
Coding region: 1-519 (172 amino acids)
Biological process (GO): nitrite transport; transmembrane transport
Cellular component (GO): membrane
Molecular function (GO): high-affinity secondary active nitrite transmembrane transporter activity
Source: RefSeq, a predicted model, not a curated record